Molecule: messenger RNA, 1665 nt
Organism: Cylindrotheca closterium
Lineage: Eukaryota; Bacillariophyta; Bacillariophyceae; Bacillariales; Bacillariaceae
Source: the annotation of a GenBank genome assembly
AUGUCUUGGUUCCUGACCACACAACUCCUAGAAACGACGUUAAGAGAAGCUUCGAAAGGAGAAGAUAAGUCGAAUAUUUCAAUGGAUGACAUUCAGAAGCUUGCCGAUGUUCUUCAGCGAACUGAAGAGGAAAUGCUUCAACCACCAAAUGCAGAAACCUCUGAACUUGACGAGGGAGCAAUGUCCUCGGAGGUCAAGGAUACAAAAAGUGAGGUCACUGUGGUCGAUGAAAAGGAUGAAUCUCUCAUGGCGGAAGACCAAGCGCAAAAUGCAAGCGCAGGAGCAGAAAUCAUGGGCUCUCAAGCGGAAGGUCUUGUCACUACUAAAUCCAUUGAAUCUGAGAAUGCAAGCAAUGAAGUAUCCUCGCAAGAGGCAUCGACUUCUGAGCUUGCUGUCCAUCAGCAAGAAGGUGCAAAGUCUGGUAUUACCGAACCAGAUUCACCGACCGAAGCGACAGCAGAAGAGUCAGAAGCAGAACUUUCUGUGGAAUCAGCGAUCGAUUCUACAACUCAUGUCCAACCUGAAAUCGGCACUGCAGAGGAGAAGUCGAAUGCGGAAGUCGUCAAGGAAUCAAUAUUCGACGGUGAAACGAAUAAAAUUGCUGUAAGGGAAGGAGACACUCCUCGUGGCGAGGAAGAGGAAACCGACAACGGAUCUCUGCGGCCUGGCGCUGCCAGAAUCCCAGAUGUCAUUUCAACAACAUUUGGCCGUUCAUUGGAAGUAGUUUCGUCGGCCAUCCCACCACUGCGUGAUUCUUCUAUACCCAAAACUUCAGGCUGGGCACCAUCAAUACAAGCCCCUAAAAAAUCACGGGAUGAAACAACAGGAGAGAUUGAAUCAAAUACAGUUAUAGAGAGAUCGUCAUCUACCACCACCGCGGUGUCACUACAAAAUUCAUGGAGGGUACCCUUAGAAAAGAGUGGAACCGAAGAUGACAUUGAUCCUGAGUGUGCAGCAAAAGCGUUCGAGGAUCGAACGUUUUAUAAUGUUUCGCCAAAGGAAGAACAACCAAACAGGAUCGAAUCCACUGAUAACAAAGAAGAUGGUGUUGUGCACAACGAAAGUGUAGAGGUCAAGGAGGAAUGCAUAUCGACAAUAGGAGAACCAUCCACCUCCAAGAAGCUGAUACAUAUGGCUUCGAGAGUGACUCCAACACCAGAGGUAUCGCAAGAUGCACUUGGAGCGAAAUAUGCAGAAAUGACGUUGGAGGACAAAGCCUUCGAGAUUCUAAAAGACUUGGGAAUGAUUGAAAUUCAUGAGUUUUCGACUGAGGAGGAGCAAAGAAACGAUUCAGUAGUCGUUGACUCCACAAAAAGUGGUUUCGAAAUGAUAGAGGGCGUAUGCGACGAGGAGGAAGUGAUGCUGGCGAGAAAUACAGAAUUACCACAAUUGAAGAAUGAGACGCUUUCCAAGCGACAACGAUUCUUUCGUCCUAUUCAGAGAGUGCUAGAUAAGUCAAAAGAAAAGUUUGUUGUAAAGAGCGCUGCCACCACGGUGACACCGGAAGAUACAACAUUAUCUUUGUCGGAAGCCACUACGAGGGCUCGACGGCAGCCGAAAUCCGCUUCGGAAGAAGCAAUACUAGCAGAGAAGUAUGGUCAACUGUCGAUUGAAGAUCGUGCUUAUGCAAUUCUAUGCGAUCUAGGGAUGAUCGAAUCAAAUUAA